AUGUCCAGCGACCCGUACGGGGACGUGGUAGCGCUCGUGCUCGUCUUGGCCGCCGCGCUGUUGGUGGCUGCCGUGGUGUGGCUGCUGGUGCGCAAGUGCCGCGCCGAACAGGCGUACAGCAUGGACUGCACGCCGCCCAAACUGGCCAGCCCGAGGUCGACGCCCAUGCUGAGCUCGUCGCCCCGGCUGGAAGACGACCAGCAGAAGCCGUCAUCGGCGGCGCCGACGCCUGUGGACAAGGAGACAAGUGCCGUCAAGGCAGCCCCGACUCCAACCGUCGAUACCAGCCAUGUUCUCUCAAGAGAUGUAUCGACAACGGCGAAGUCGCCAGAUAGACAACGCGACGCACCUUCGAGGAUGGAGUCCGCUUCGAGGUCGCGCUCGGGUCCGAGUUCGGACGCCGGUGACCACGACCAGAUGAUACCGGUGACGCCGCUGGACCACGCGAAGGAGCAGGCGCUGUUUUGGGGCGUACCACACGAGCCGUCUCAAGCCAUGCCACUGACAGAACCGAUGUGGGCGUACAGGCGGGGUUCGCAUGAGGACGUCGCGAUGAAGACCGAAGACGAGAAAAAGGCGCCGUCAGAGGCUGAGAACGAGUUCGGGGUGGAGCACGUGGCACUCGGGAAGUCUUCGGUUCCCGGAGACAAGGCCAUGGGGCUCACGUCGUCCGAAGUCAAGGACCAGCACAGUGAACGACAUCAGGCCUCCAGGGAGGUACGGAAAAGGAAGUCCCGGAAGACGUCUCGCAGUUCCAUCGAUAAAUCUACCAUCGGGUCAGUGAGGCGCCAGCGAAAGCACCACCCCCCGGAGGCGCCGUCUGCAGUCGAUGCGGCCAAGCCAUCAGCCUGUGGGCAACCGGAAGUGACGUCACAUCCCCACCAGAGGGCUGCCCACGGGGCUGUCAUUGUUACCACUCCUGGCAACGUCACAACUGUUGCGUCCACGGUUCGAACCGACGAGCGGCCUUCGAAGAAGCCCCGAGGUGGGAGGUCGCAGCGCAGGAAGUCCAAAGGACGAUCCUCCGUUACGUCCAUCCCUGCAGAACGGGACGCCAACGGCAAGCCAUCCGCAGCCGGACGCGGAGGCCCAGCGUUGCCAACCGCCAUCGCCGUGCCAGCUGCUUCUUUCUGCAAGGUCACGCCGGAAGCAGCUGCGCAAGAUCCCUUCAAGACCGUGGUGUCUUCGGUCAUCGACAGCGCAUCGCUGACGUCGCUUCCGCACAACCCGGCGGCCCCCGGCAACGCAAUGGCCGAGAACACGGCGUCCCAUCCAUCACCGGCGAGCUUCUCGACGGCUGCGCAGACCCCUGGAGGAGAAGCGCACGACCUCUACAAGACGUCUAGUGUCAAAGGCACCUCGCAGGCCGACUUCGCUCCGCUUGCUUCAGGGUCCGCCAACGCACCCGUCGUUAAACCCUCGACCGACGACUAUAGCCACGGUGCCGCAAAUGAUAGUGAUAUAGGACCUGUCACCAAUUGCUUGGCGGAAGCGCCGGUCUUGGGCACCGCAUCACCUUUGGACGCUAGUUUUCCGGUCGACAAGAAAGGUGCUGCGUAG
Messenger RNA from Rhipicephalus sanguineus (brown dog tick), 1560 nucleotides. RefSeq names its product nucleolar and coiled-body phosphoprotein 1-like. The transcript is spliced from 4 exons. Bases 1 to 1560 code for a protein of 519 amino acids. The record is from RefSeq and is a predicted model, not a curated record. Lineage: Eukaryota; Metazoa; Arthropoda; Arachnida; Ixodida; Ixodidae.